Tachysurus vachellii is the source of this 1319-nucleotide messenger RNA. It is a transcript of the gene pmp22a, whose product is annotated as peripheral myelin protein 22a. The record is from RefSeq and is a predicted model, not a curated record. The transcript is spliced from 5 exons. Gene Ontology annotation, cellular component: plasma membrane. The coding region runs from base 258 to 731 and encodes 157 amino acids. Lineage: Eukaryota; Metazoa; Chordata; Actinopteri; Siluriformes; Bagridae.
GCCUCACUCAUGCAGUCACGUACGCGUGUAAAGACAGAGACGUGUAUAGUGACGUAAAGGCGCUCACAGGGCGGUGUUCUCACGUUCCUGAAGAAAAAAAAAAUCCACAUCUGGAAUCCAGAGCUCGUGGUUUAGGGGAAUCUGUACUGGGAUCUCGUAGUAAAGGUAGCUCGGUGUUUUGCUCCUGCUUUCUCUCUCUAACUCUUUUCCAGGAUUCUUCACUUCACCUCAACAGCAAAUUACAGAUUAACGCAACCAUGCUGGUGGUCCUGAUUGGAACAGUCAUUUUGCACCUUCUGGAUCUGAUUCUGCUGCUCAUUUCUACAUCUGUGAAUGCCUGGAGCACAAUUCAAUUAAAGAGUUAUGACCUGUGGAAUGCCUGCACAGUAAAAAAUGGAGGAUAUGAAUGCACAGAUGUCAGCAGUGCAGAUUGGCUUCAGGCAGUACAGGGUCUUAUGAUCCUAGCCACAAUCUUCUGCCUGCUGUCUCUGAUCAUAUUCAUUUGGCAACUCUUCACCCUGAACAAGGGAGGUCGGUUCUUCUUCACUGCUAUCUUUCAGAUCCUAUCCAGCCUAUUUGUGAUGAGUGGAGCUAUAAUCUACACAGUGAUGAGGCCGGGAGUGCCGGAAGAAGGCUACUCGUUCGGCUUUGCCUUUGUGCUAGCCUGGCUGGCGUUCCCUCUCACUCUGAUAAGCGGCCUCAUUUACAUCAUUCUGAGGAAGAAGGAGUGAAGGAAAAGCGGAGAAAUGCCCGCUGUCAUCACUGAGAAUGACACUCAGUCCACAGACCCAAAUGGACUUUUUUCACUGGCCCGUAUAACAAUGUGUGCCAAAUGUGUGAUCAAGCAAAAGUGACAAAUCAUGAAGAUCAAACUCAAUGAUGACUCAGUGAGGAUGAGUCUGUGGCUUUGAUACUAUUUAUAUCACUUUUACAUUGGUGUUUGUACAUAUGAAUGUCGAAUCCUUGUUGAUGAAGGCCCAUAUUUUGAAGCUGACCACAAAAAAGACAGAAUAACGAUUUUUAUCCUUCUUUGUUUGAUCUUGUAUCCAAUAGAAGUACAUUUAUGAAAUCCAAUUUCACAAAGGUUGUAUGAUGAAAUUGUGUUUAUUUUUAUGUGAUAAACCAAAUUGUUCUGUUCGUAUUUUUAUAUAGUGAAAUGGUGCUGUUUUAGCCUUCAGUUUAUAGCUAGAUACACCUAUAUUUCUGUUCAGUUGAGCAAAACUAUUUUACAUUGUGUAUUGUACGUGUGCCAAAAUAUCCAACUGUUUUUUGUUUUGUAUGCUUUUAAUAAGAUUCUAAAAAUAAAGAAACAAAUAAUA